UAAGCCGGCUAAUGGUAAUUUUUAUUAUUCUGAAGUAUUGAUAUAUGAAGCAAAAGUUCAUAUAUUCAUUUACACAUGCAUUAAAAGUCAUUUGUAUGUUGUAAGUCAGUCACUUAUUAAACACUAACAAGAUGCAAAUGGAUCCAAUAGCAGUUCAGCUUAUACAAAUUCUUGAAAAAACAGUCUCUCCAGAUAAAAAUGAAUUAGAAGCAGCCGAAAACUUUUUGAAGCAAGCAGCACAGACGAAUCUCCAUGAAUUUAUCAAAAAACUUAGUGAAGUUCUCGUUACUGCUGCUGCUAGUACUGUUGUUAGAAUGGCAGCAGGUCUCCAGUUGAAAAAUCAGUUGACGUCUAAAGAUUCAAAUUUAAAACUACAGUAUCAACAAAGAUGGCUUGCUUUUCCAGUAGAAACAAGAGAAUAUGUUAAGAAGAAUAUAUUAGGUGCUUUAGGAAUAGAAAAUAAUCGUCCAAGUUCAGCUGCACAAUGUGUUGCAUACGUAGCUGUUGCUGAACUGCCAGUAGAACAAUGGCGAGAACUUAUUCCUCUUUUGGUAAAUAAUGUUGCUAAUCCGAAUAGCACUGAAAUGAUGAAAGAAGCAACUCUAGAAGCCAUUGGAUACAUUUGCCAAGAAAUCGACAGUGAAGUUCUGGUUUCGCAGUCAAAUCAAAUUCUUACUGCUAUCAUUCAUGGAAUGAAAGGAUCCAAUACUUCGAUCAAUGUGAGAUUGGCAGCAACAAAGGCCCUUCUGAACUCUCUCGAGUUUACAAAAGGCAAUUUUGAAAUUGAGUCAGAAAGGAAUUUCAUAAUGGAAGUUGUAUGUGAAGCAACUCAGUCAACAAAUACACAAAUUAAAGUAGCGGCAUUACAAUGUCUUGUUAAGAUUAUGUCACUUUAUUAUCAAUAUAUGGAACCGUAUAUGGCUCAAGCUUUGUUCCCGAUUACUUUUGAAGCUAUGAAAUCUGAAAUUGACGAAGUUGCAUUGCAAGGAAUUGAAUUUUGGUCCAAUGUAUCAGACGAAGAAGUAGAUUUAUCAAUGGAAGAGGGUGAGGCAUCCGAAGGUGGUCGUCCUCCAUCAAAGGUAUCGAGACAUUACGCUAAAGGUGCUCUACAGUAUCUGGUUCCAGUUUUAAUGCGAAAACUGACCAAUCAAGAAGAGUUAGAUGAUGAAGAUGAUUGGAUUCCAUCUAAAGCAGCUGGCGUUUGUCUAAUGUUACUGGCCUCUUGCUGUGAAGAUAGUAUUGUACCAUAUGUUCUCCCCUUCGUUGAUAACAAUAUUAAGAAUCCAGAUUGGCGUUACCGUGAUGCUGCUUUAAUGGCUUUUGGUUCUAUUUUAGGGGGCUUAGAAUCGAAAACUUUGAAGUCUUUAGUAGAAAAAGCAAUGCCCACCUUGAUUGAAUUGAUGUAUGACAGUAGCGUUGUUGUAAGAGAUACAGCAGCAUGGACGUUUGGUAGAAUUUGUGAAAUGAUUCCUGAAGCUGCUAUUAACGAAACAUACUUAAAUCCUUUGUUACAGUCACUGAUAAAUGGAUUAAAAGCAGAGCCACGAGUGGCUGCAAAUGUUUGUUGGGCUUUCACUGGGCUUGCAGAAGCCAGUUAUGAAUCUGCUGAAGUUAUAGAAGAUGGUCAACAGCCUGAAACGUAUUGUAUGUCUCAUUAUUUUGAUUUUAUAAUUCAACGACUACUGGAAACAACUGAUCGUCCUGAUGGAGCUCAAGCAAAUUUAAGAUCUGCAGCUUAUGAAGCACUUAUGGAAAUGGUAAAGAACUCACCUAGAGAUUGUUAUGUGACUGUACAAAAAACAACAAUGGUAAUAUUAGAACGACUUCAACAGGUUAUGCAAAUGGAAUCUCACAUACAAAAUAAUUCUGAUCGGGCUCAAUACAAUGAUCUUCAAUCAUUAUUAUGUGCCACUUUACAGUCAGUCUUAAGAAAAGUUACAGCUGAAGAUGCUCCUCAAAUUUCAGAUGCCAUUAUGAGCGCUCUUCUGGCAAUGUUUAAUUCAAAUUCAUGUAAAUCUGGUGGUGUUCAAGAAGAUGCAUUAAUGGCUGUAUCUACGCUAGUUGAGGUUCUUGGUGAAGGUUUUUUAAAAUACAUGGAGGCAUUCAAACCUUUUUUAUGUCUUGGAUUAAAAAAUCAUGCUGAAUAUCAAGUUUGUGGAGCAGCUGUUGGUCUUACUGGAGAUAUUUGUCGAGCUCUAAAGAGUAAAAUUCUUCCUUAUUGUGAUGAAAUAAUGACUCUUUUAUUAGAGAAUCUCAGUGACAAUACAGUUCAUCGAUCUGUUAAACCACAAAUACUUUCUGUUUUUGGUGACAUAGCUUUAAGUAUUGGGUUAGAAUUUAAAAAAUAUUUAGACGUGGUAUUACAGACGCUAGCGCAAGCCUCUCAAGCAUAUGUAAACAGAGCUGACUAUGAUAUGAUCGAUUAUCUCAAUGACUUGCGAGAGGGUGUUCUUGAGGCUUAUACUGGUAUAAUUCAAGGUCUUCGUGGUGAUGGAUCAGUUAUAAGCCCUGAUGUGUCUCUGAUUGAACCUAGUGUCUCAUUUAUUAUACAAUUCAUAACUACAAUAGCUCAAGAUCGUGAACAUUCAGAUGGUAAUAUUGCUGCUUCUGUAGGGCUUCUUGGAGAUUUAGUAACAGUUUUUGGAGUUAAACUUUUACCAAUGAUAGAAAAUGAAAUAAUAACAGAUUUGUUAAACAAAGGACGUCGAUCACGCACUAAUAGAACAAAAACUUUAGCAACUUGGGCCACAAAAGAAAUAAGAAAACUGAAAAAUUUAAGUAAUACUACAUCUAGUUGGUAA
Molecule: messenger RNA, 2801 nt
Organism: Copidosoma floridanum
Lineage: Eukaryota; Metazoa; Arthropoda; Insecta; Hymenoptera; Encyrtidae
Gene: Fs(2)Ket
Product: Importin subunit beta Fs(2)Ket
Biological process (GO): protein import into nucleus
Molecular function (GO): small GTPase binding
Source: RefSeq, a predicted model, not a curated record